GGUUGAUUGCAGUGUUUGAAUGUUGAGAAGCAAUGACGUCCUGCCUGCCGUGCCUCGUGUUCCUGUGGGGCGCCCUCGGGAUCGCGGACGCCGCCAAGAUCAUCGUGGUCCCGCCCAUCAUGUUUGAGAGCCACAUGUACAUCUUCAAGACGCUGGCCUCGGCCCUGCACGCGAGGGGCCACCGCACGGUGUUCCUGCUCUCGGAGGGCCGCGACCUGGCGCCCUCGCCCCACUACGGGCUGCGGCGCUACCCUGGCAUCUUCAACAGCUCCGCGUCCGACGCCUUCCUGCAGUCCAAGAUGCGCAACAUCUUCUCGGGGCGGCUGACGGCCGUGGAGCUGUUUGACAUCCUGGACCACUACACCCAGAACUGUGACAUGAUGCUGGGCAACCGGGCGCUGAUCCGGGCGCUGCGGCGCGAGCGCUUCGACCUGCUGCUCGUGGACCCCAACGACAUGUGUGGCUUCGUGAUCGCGCACCUGCUGGGCGUGCAGUACGCCGUGUUCUCCACCGGCCUCUGGUACCCGGCUGAGGUGGGCGCCCCCGCGCCUCUGGCCUACGUGCCCGAGUUCAACUCCCUGCUCACGGACCGCAUGAGCCUGGUGCAGAGGAUGAAGAACGCGGGGGUGUAUCUGGUGUCCCGGCUGGGGGUCAGCCUCCUGGUGCUCCCCAAGUACGAGCGGGUCGUGCAGAAGCAUGGGCUGCUGCGGGGCAGGUCCAUGUACGACCUGGUGCACGGCUCCAGCCUGUGGAUGCUCUGCACCGACCUGGCGCUCGAGUUCCCCCGGCCCACGCUGCCCAACGUCGUGUAUGUGGGUGGCAUCCUCACCAAGCCCGCCGGCCCGCUGCCCCAAGACCUGCAGAGCUGGGUGAACGGGUCCAGCGAACACGGCUUUGUUCUCGUGUCCUUUGGGGCUGGCGUCAAGUACCUGUCAGAGGACAUCGCUCACAAGCUGGCUGGGGCUCUGGGGAGGCUGCCCCAGAAGGUGAUUUGGAGGUUUUCUGGAGCCAAACCGAGGAACCUGGGGAACAACACGAAGCUCCUGGAGUGGCUGCCGCAGAACGACCUGCUGGGGCACCCCCACAUCAGGGCCUUCCUGAGCCAUGGAGGCCUAAACAGCAUCUUUGAGACCAUGUACCACGGUGUCCCGGUGGUGGGCAUCCCCCUCUUCGGGGACCAUUAUGACACGAUGACCCGGGUGCAAGCCAAAGGCAUGGGGAUCCUGCUGGAGUGGAAGACGGUCACGGAGGCAGAGCUGCACGCGGCCCUGGUGAAGGUGAUCAACGACCCGAGCUACCGUCGCAGGGCCCAGCAGCUGUCCGAGAUCCACAGGGACCAGCCCGAGCACCCCGUGGAGCGGACCGUGUACUGGAUAGAGUACAUCCUGCGCCACCGCGGCGCCCACCACCUGCGGGCCACCGUCUACCAGCUGUCCUUCUGGCAGUACUUCCUCCUGGAUGUGGCCGCCGUCCUCUUGCUGGCCAGCGCCCUGCUCUGUGUCCUCCUGUCCUGGGCCACGUCACUGGUCCGCAGGCAGGCCCGGCGCUGCUGGUCCAGACACAGGCCCAGCGUGGUGAACGGGUACCCCCACAACGGGGUCCUGAACGGCAGGUGCCAGAGGAACGGCCAGGUCGCGCUCGACAAGAAGGCGAAGUGAGCCCGCGACCCCGUGCCCCGCGGUCGCUGCUGCCCUAGCCUAACCCCCGAGCCGCGUCAGCGAGCGGUUCUAACCCCUCCUCCGAUUACUAACGAGACCCUGUGGGUUAGGUGGCUGCAAAAGCACAAACCUAACGUGCAAACGUAUUUUAUUCCAACACCCAUGUCGAGUUUGGCGCUGGACCUGUUAGAAGCCUUAAUUAUUUAAAUCGGCUCAGUGCCCGUGUCAGCCUUCGUUCCAAAGCUUGGCGCACGUCCCGUCGCAGGCCGGGUGGUCUCCUCGCGCGUGUGCGCGUGUGCGCGGGUCCCGAGAGGAGCGUGGCCUGGCUGCUGUGCCGUUUGUGAAGGGUGAGAUGGGCGGUCAGGAGCCGAUGCUUCUCUUCCAGAGUCUCCCGUGUGAAACUCAGGACACUGCGCAGAACAACACUUCCCCUCAGAGCUGAACACCGACCAGGGAGAAAAUGAAAGGCAGGAGCACUGGGUUUUGUACUCUUACGUUUUUUGUUUCAGUUUUUUGUUUGUUUUUUGUCUUCCUUUUCUUAUGGACUGUGGAUGCUUCUGGAGGAAAAUCAUACAGUUAAGUAAAUGCAUCAGUUGGUUGUCACAUUUUGUUUGUUUUCCCAACCAAUAAUUGGCUCUGGAAGAAUUUUAUAGUUUUUUCUGUUUCAUUUUCAUAGUCACGUUGUGUGUAACAGACGCAGCGGCCGAGCUGCAGCUUUUGUUACAGUCCGCGACCAGCUACGCCGGCGGCUCCGCGGCGGCGUAGCCCGUUACCUGACUGCUCUGUAACGAUGCUUCUCCGCAGCGUCGUUGUGGAAUGUUCAGGUGUUACGCCUCCCCAGUUUUAACUUUAAAAACCAUGCUUGUCACCCCUCUUGUCUGGGCCACACAAUCUAUGCUACGGAGGUGCCAACGCGAAAUUCUGGUCCAGGGGACGUGUCGGUCUCUGUCCUGGUCCCUGCUCUGUCCGGUCCGCUUCAUUCAGACCUGACAUGAUAUGCAGACGUGACAGAGGAUUCGCACUGUUUUAGAAACCGAGUAAAAUGAGUUCCCGUUCCCUCUCUCUGCGCCCUGCCCCAGCAGUGAGUCUGGCCACUGUGUCCGACGGGGCACGUGACAGUGACAGUGACGUCAUGACCUCCUGGCCCAGCACCCCCGUUGGCACCUCUGAGUUAUUUCAGGUCAUUCUGUUUACUGAGCACCUGCACUUCUGUGAGGUGAGCUUUAUUUAUUGAUCCUGAGACACCCGUGUCUGCAGCUGAGAGUAGAAACACACCAGUUACCCAAUGACGUUCACUCACAUGGGAAGAGCCGUGAAAAUUCCUACCGCCUUUGGCCUCUGCGUACACUAUGACACGCGACUUCCUGCCCCCACCAGGAGCCGGGGUGCGCUAGAAUCAGCAGUGUCCUAACCUAGAGCGCAGACACGCACGCUCUCCGAAUACUUGAAGAAACGGUGUUACACUUACAGGCCUACGAGCCGUACGGUGUCACAAUCUUACCGUGAUGCUGCGGCAGAAAGGGACGGAGCCCAGGCCGUGAGCGGUGGGUGGUGGCCGGACGCCGAGUGUAUGAGGCCCCGACUCUGCGGUUUUGGGAUUGGAUGGAGUUGUCAGUAGCACCCACUGGAUGAUUAAGCAAAAUCUCCACUGUGACAAAACUUAAACAAUAAACGUGAUUUAAAAUAGA
Miniopterus natalensis is the source of this 3346-nucleotide messenger RNA. The record is from RefSeq and is a predicted model, not a curated record. NCBI's taxonomy places the organism in Eukaryota, Metazoa, Chordata, Mammalia, Chiroptera, Miniopteridae.